This is a messenger RNA of Symbiodinium natans, 741 nucleotides long. NCBI's taxonomy places the organism in Eukaryota, Dinophyceae, Suessiales, Symbiodiniaceae. The record is from the annotation of a GenBank genome assembly.
AUGAAGCACGUGCUUGGCACGCUGGGGCUUUGCGCUUUCUUGCUUGUUGCGCAUGGUCUCGCCUCGGACAUGUGUCCCGAUGGGCAAGAUGAAGCUGCUCAUUUGCAGGUUAAGGGGAAUCUCUCCGCACAGCUGGAGACAAAGAGUCCAGCUCAGAAGUGGCGUCGGUUCCGUUGGCGCAAAAGACGCUACGGUCAUUACAGCAAGUACGGUUAUUACGGGCCCAAAACGACGACUUCAACAACUACUCCAACAAUGACACCGACGGCAAGCAGCACGGAGGCAACUACAACAACCCUUUCCACAACGACGAGCAGCACGGAGGCGACGACGACCACGGCAGCAAGUACAAGCAGCACGGAGGCAACGACGAUGUCAACAACUGCGAGUACCACUACCGCAGUCUUGGUGCCUCGCUGGAUCAUGGGCCCAAAUCCGAACCCUCCAGGAGCACCGAAUUGCCCUGGAUGCACCCAGGUUUGUAUCGACAACGGCUACACGCAGUGCGGGCCAGAUGAGAUGGCGCAGAUCAACACCAGGACUGCCGUUGUUGCUUUGGUGGAAAGUGUGUUCAACCUCACCUGCUCGGCAACCAAUGCAGGGAGAAGCUAUGCAGGGUCACCAUUUUUCGAUUUCAGGGCUAACAACUGCAUCUACUACACUGGAGGAUCGCCAGGGAACAUUGACUGCUCGCGCAAUAGUUUCCCAACAGUCCAUUCAGUAAUCUGUUGGUGCAAGUAA